Molecule: messenger RNA, 5782 nt
Organism: Cherax quadricarinatus
Lineage: Eukaryota; Metazoa; Arthropoda; Malacostraca; Decapoda; Parastacidae
Source: RefSeq, a predicted model, not a curated record
GUGGUUGUGCGAUCACCAUGGCUACCACACACCAUGGUACAAAUGCUGAACCGUCAGAGCCACAAGGAGGUUCGGACUUUACUGCCCGAGCCUACCAGUUAGAACUGUUCGAGGAGGCCAAGAAACAGAACUCCAUUUUGGUGUUGGGCACAGGUUCUGGCAAGACUUUCAUAUCCAUCCUUCUUAUCAGAGAGCUGGCACACCAGAUCCGAGGGUCAUUGUCGAGCGGCAGUAAGCGGACGGUGUUCGUGGUGAACACAGUGCCGCUGGUGCACCAGCAAGCACUGGCGAUAGAAACACAUACAGCACUGCAAGUGGGCAAGUACGAAGGAUCCAUGGGUGUUGACUACUGGACUGACGACCGUUGGAAGGAUGAGUUGGAGAAGAACGAAGUACUGGUGAUGGUGGCACAGAUCUUCCAGGAUUUAGUUCUUCAUGCCAGGCUACCAUUAUCAUCAGUCAACCUCAUCAUUAUGGAUGAAUGUCAUCACACCACAGGGUCCCACCCCAUGCGAGAGAUCAUGAGACAAUAUGAAUCGCUGAAGAGAUGUACACCCAAGAAAUGUCCUAGAGUUCUGGGUCUGACAGCUUGUGUCAUUCAUCGUAAGUGUAAAAAGAAGGAUGUGAAGAAAUUGAUGAAGGCGCUGGAAAUGGCGAUGGAUUGUGCAUUGGUGACAACUACUGAUCAAGAAGAAGUUAUUAAGUAUAGUACUGGCCCCAAGGAGAGGAUCAUUUGUUAUGAAUCUGAAGAGCCUACCGAGUACCAGGAAUUAAUUAGUGCUCAGCUACAAGGAAUUGUAGAAGAUGUACUAGAGCAAAGGGAUAUCGAGUUAAAGUACAAGAAAUUAGUCACGAAGAAGAUGGACAAUAUUCGGCAUAUCAUGGGUACUCUGGGAGACUUCUGUGUGGCUCAGGCUAUCCAGUAUGAGAUGGAUCACUUUGAUGAGAUCGAGAAGAUUGAGGAUGUACCAACUGUUCGAGAAUUGAUCGUUUUGCUCAGAGACAGGUUGAAGGCAAUAAAGGAAUACUGUACAGAAAUUGAAGCCUCGAUGAGUCCUAUUGUCCAUGUAUCCAAGAAGGUGAAGAAGUUGUACGAAAUAUUUCGUGCAUGUAACACAGAGGUGUAUGGACUGAUCUUUGUGGAGAGGAGAAACACUGCUAAGAUUCUCUAUGAUUUAUUAUUGAAGGCUGCUGAGCAAAGUGAUAAUCUUGCAUAUGUAAAACCUUUGUAUGUUAUUGGUUCAAACUCCCGUUUAGGUCUUGACAUUCGUUUGGCUGAGCUGGAACUUCGCAAGCAGAACGAAACCUUAAAUAAGUUUCGUAAUGGUGAUUGCAAUUUUGUUGUUUCAACUAGUGUUUUAGAAGAAGGUGUGGAUAUUAGGAAGUGCAACAUAGUCUUGCGAUUUGACAAGCCAAUGAACUACCGCGCGUAUGUGCAAUCAAGAGGUCGAGCUCGAGCACUGCCGUCCAGGUACUUACUGAUGGUACAGCACAGCGACCUGCAGGAAAUGCUUGAAACAGUGGAAGUUUAUAAGGAAAUUGAAAACUCACUGAUAAAUUUGUGUCAUGAUCGUGAGUUACCAACGAGUAAUGAGACCAGGGAGCACUUUGCUGAAGAUGAAUAUAUUGCACCAUACGAACCUUAUGGUCCUGAUGGCCCCAAAAUCACCCUCAACUCUGCCAUUCCACUUAUUAAUGUGUAUUGUGGUAAGUUACCUCAGGACAAGUUUACAGUCCUGGCACCAGAAGUUGUCAUCAAGACUACUGAAGAGGGGUGUGUGGCUGAGAUAAAGUUACCCAUUAAUGCUAGCUUCAAGGAGAAGGUGAGUGGUGACUGUAUGGAGAACAAAGACUUGGCCAAGAAGAGUGCUGCACUCCUUCUCUGUAAAACUUUGCAUAAAAUGAAUGAGUUAGAUUGUAACUUGAGGCCAGCUGCGGCUUCGGAUGAUGGUAUGCUAGAUGGACUAGUGGAGAUUCAGCCAGAACAAGUCGAGGCCGGGGAACCCGAACCUGGCACCAAGAAGCGACGGCAGGUUUAUGAGAGAGAGGUAUGCCAAGCUUUCACCCAUUGCCAAGAAGGAAUGUACAAACUUUAUUCCAUCAUCAUUCAGCCUUCAGGUCCACAGCUUACUGACUUGCUCAUAGAUUCCACUAAGAGUGAGGUAUCACUGGGAUUGAUUUGUAAAAAAGACUUAUUACAUUGUCCAUUUCCCCUCUACUGCUCUAAAUGGGGAGAGGUGGAAGUCAAAGUGGAAUUUAUUAAGGAAAUUAAAGAUCAAAGUCCAGAGUUGAUAAGACAAAUUGAACACUUUCACAAGGUAGUUUUUGAAACGCUGUUACACAUCAAUUUUAAGCUGUUUGAUUUUAAUUCUAGAAAUUCUGGUGUAUUUAUUGUACCAUUAGGAAAAGAAAGCACCAUUAACCUAGAUAUUCUAAAUCAGAUAUCUAGUUUGCCAUCUCUUAGAGCUAGAGAGCCCAUUGUAAAUGAACCACAAGCAGGAAUUUUCCACUUUGAGAGAGCUUUUUAUGAGGAUGCUAUUAUAUAUCCUUUAUAUCCAACAGAAGAACCUGAGAUUAUGUUCUAUGUCACACAGAUAGUCACUGAAUUGAACCCACUAUCAGAGUUUCCUGAUUUCAAGGAUCUCUACUAUUCAUACUCUGAUUACUAUAAGCAGAAGUACGGUCAGAGCAUCAGUAACAUGCAGCAGCCUUUGUUACUCGCAAAACACUUACCUAGAGAGCUCAACUUCUUGAAGAAGCUACCAACGUCUUGUGAGACGAUUGACGGGUCUGAGAGUGAUUUUCCUAUGUGUGCACCUCAGUUCCUUGGCCUCAAAAAGUUAUCGAGCAAAAAAAAUAGCAGGAAGCAUGAACGUGAUUAUGCUAAGUUUGUGCCUGAGUUGUGUGGUGUCCUUCCCCUGAAAGCUUCUGUCUGGUGGCAGGUCAUGUGCAUCCCUUCUAUUCUUCAUCGUCUCAAUAGUCUGAACUUGGCGUACCAGCUCAAUGUUGUCAUGAAUGACUCAAGAUUUAUACAGAAUUCAGACCACAAGAAAAUUAAUUUAAACUGGCCUGAAGAAAUAAUUAAAAGGAUAAGAAAUUCUAGUAAGCAGAAUUUGUGUGUAUCAUUACUGGAAAGAAAGAAUGACUACAUCCAUCCAUUUGCGAUUGUUCAAGCUCUCACACUUCGUGGAUCCAACGAUAACUUUGAUCUGGAAAGACUGGAAGUUCUUGGAGAUUCUUUCCUCAAGUUCAUCACGGCAGAGUAUUUAUUUUUGAAGGAGAUCAAGAACCACGAAGGUAGACUCUCUAUGCGUCGUGGUAAACUGGUCUGUAACAGCACUCUCUAUUCCUUGGCUAAAUCCAGAGCAAUACCAGAGAAGAUCCAGUCAGUCAAUUUGUCACCUCCCACCAAUGGUUUCCUGCCAGGCUUCAUGAUAAAACCUGAAGUUGAUAAACAGUUUAGAAGCUGCAGUCUUGCUCACUCCAUGUGGUCCAAUGUACCUAAGUUAAGUGAGAUGGACCACAUGCAACAGAUGGUUGAAAAUUUGGAAAUUAGCAAAAAUGAGAAGAGUAAGAAGAAAGUGGAGAAAUCAGCUUGCUACAACCCCUGGAGUGAACACCUUUUGGCAGACAAAAACAUCGCAGACAGUGUUGAGGCUCUGAUUGGUGCCUACCUACUGGCUGCCGGCACCCAAGCUGCCGUUACUUUCCUUCAUAAACUCGGCCUUGGUGUCUGUAACAACAAGUCAUUAUUACGGUGCCAGCUGGAGGUGCCAAGUGCCCUCCUUAAGGAGGACUACUGGGCCAUGAACGAGGUGCGUCGCUACUACAAGAAUGCCUGUCUUGACCGCCUUGAACAGAAAAUAAAGUACACCUUUACUGAUAAGAGCUUUAUUGUGCAGGCAGUAACUCACAGCUCCUUCUCUCAGAACACGGUGACUGACUGUUACCAGAGACUGGAAUUCUUGGGUGAUGCUGUCCUGGACUAUCUGAUCACCGGUCACAUCUACAGUCACUAUUCUUCAUAUUCGCCUGGUCAGAUAACUGACUUAAGAUCAUAUUUUGUGAAGAAUGAAACACUUGCUAAAGUGUCAGCAGACAUGAAGCUACACAGACACUUGCAACACAUGGCUCCUAAGUUGACAGCUUCCAUUGAUAAGUUCCUCAGGAUCCUUGAUGAAUCUUAUGAAGAUGACACACUCAACACUGAGGAGGACGAAGUUGAUGGUGAGGACGUUGAUGUUCCAAAAGCCCUGGGUGACUUGGUGGAGGCUAUCAUUGGUGCUGUCUACCUUGACACUUGUAGAUCACUGCAGAGAACUUGGGAAGUUAUUGAAAUAUUAAUGGGAGACACACUGAAGAAGAGUCUGGCAGAUAUUCCAGGCAACAGUAUCAGAGAACUCUACGAGGUGGUUAAUAAAGUGAAGCCAGGAGACAUACGCUUUGAGAAAGUGCCCCGAGAAGAGAACGAUGACACCUCGAAAUACCUUCUCAAAAUUGAGGGCUUACCAGACAUGUACGGGAAGGGCAAGAAUUAUAGGACAGCCAAGAUUGCAGCAGCAAAGCUGGGACUUAAAAAGUUUCAAGCCUAUCUGGCUGAGCAGAAUGCCAUGCCUGAGCACACUCUGUGAGUGUCUGGCACUUUGUGUGAGUAUUUGGCACUGUGUGAGUGGCACUCUGUAAGUGGUACUGUGAAAUAUUUGGCACUACUAGUGUCUGGCACUGUGUGAGUGGCACUGUAAUGUCUGGCACUCUGUGUGAAUGGCACUGUGUGAGUGCCUUCAGUUAACCAGUAACUCAUCCAAGCCACUCCUGAACCAGUAACUCUGUCAUCUCAUAACCCAGAACGAACCAUCACUUCGCUGACUGUACCAGAGUCAGUUUUCAACCACAGACUCAACCACAGAUGGCACUUCUCGACAAAUACCUCCACCAGGUGCCGGAUCAACCAGGCUGUGGUGGAUAUAUGGACCACCAGGCCACCAGCAGCAAAAGCCUGGUGAACCAAGCAAGCACAAGCCUGGUCCAGGUCCACCCUGUGGGAGUAGACAUGGAGUAGACCCCAAUCCGUCCCAGAGGUAACAAAGAAAGUCUAGGGGGUGGGUCCGAGAGCUGGAGCUCCACCCUAGAGGCUAUACCAGAUCUAUAUAUUCCAACAUGUUUGUGUUGCCUGCAUCUCUCUACAGGGGUCGAGCCUCACUACACUGAUCCGUCUCUCAUUUGCACUCGUAGUUAUAAUAUCUACUGUAAAUAUUUAAAUACUUGUUAAAAUAUCUCCUUAGUUAAAAUCAACAUUUGUAGUUAAAAUAUUUACUUAGUUAAAAUAUCUAUUGUAAAUAUAUCUACUUCAUAUAUUUAAACACCUGUAGUUAAUGUAUUUACUGUAGAUAUUUAAACACUUGUAAAAGUAGUUAAGUAAUCUACAGCUACCUGAUAUUUUAAGAUAUUUUAGCACUUGUAAUGGUGGUUAAAUUAUCUACUGUAGCUGUUAAUAUACUUGUAAAAGUUAAGGAAUUUUUUGAAGAUGGUUAAGCACUAGUAGAUAAAGUAUCUGCAGUAGAUAUUUCAGCACUAGUGAUAGUAGAUAAAGUAUCUGCGGUAGAUAUUUCAGCACUAGUGAUAGUUAUCUACAGUAGAUAUUUCAGCACUAGUGACAGUAGUUAUUGUUCAUUGUUUUUAUUGUAAAUUCUAUGUAUUUUUUUAAAUUAAUUAGUAAUGUUCUUUUAAUAAAAUUGUUCAUAUUCCUGUAUAAUGCAAUAUAAAUAAAUAAUUAAGUAAAUAA